UGUGUGUGUGUGUGUGGGCACACAUGUAUGUCAAUGUGCUAAUGUGUGUGUGCACUCAUGUAUUUGUGUGCGUGCAUCUGUGAUUCUCGUGUCAUCCUCCCAAUAUGUCCCCUACUGGGUGAACAGUAGAAGCACUAUUUCAACAGGACAUCCAUCAGCCUACCCCACCACUGGGGAGGACGUGGGCGACUUUGUGCCCCACAUCAACAGAUCGCUUCUCCUUUCUUCCCUGAUGUUAGGCCUUGCUUUCAUCCGUGCAUCAUAUGGCAUAGAGUCAAAAAUGUCCGCCACAGACCCCUCCGGAGACACAGCUCCACACAGCGCCAGUGCUAUGAUAGGCCAGUGUGUGUUUCGUGGUUUCGGCUGCAAAACUAGGACAUUCUAUGGUUCAGCAGCCCAAGCCACCGUCACGGCCGCCUGGGAUCCUAUAUGUUUUUAUGUGUGUCGCCGCUUCGUAGUUUCUGCUUUUAUUGCUGCUUCAGAAUGAGUGGUAGCAACUACUGAAAUCAACUAUUAAAUAUCUGAUUCAAACCCAAGAUUUGCAUUUGCAUUUAUAUUAAAACGGGAAAAAAACAUGGGAAAAGAUAUAUAGUAUACACCAUUUGUUUUGUACAUUAUAAUAGCUUUUUUUUGCUUUUAUAAAAUAAUCUAAAAAGAAGUGUGAGCUCAUUAAAAAGACUUGGAAAAAAUUAGAACAUAGUGUACAUUGGAACAUUUGAAACCUGACACCUGGGGGGCGGGGGGCUGUAGUAUUGGAUAGUUUGGAGGUGUUGAAGAAACAGAGAGCUGAGUGUCAGUACAGCCACCUCCUCUUCUAGGAUCCACUCCCAUCUGGACUGCUGUCUGCAGGACAGAUUCCCUGUCCGACGUAGUCCUUCAGAGGCGGUUUUUGGACAUGGACAUCCUUCUGGUCUUGGUUCUUCAGCUGCUGGCUGUGCCUGUAUUUUCUCAAACGAAUCCCAGCCAUGACAUCUGGGGGGAUUAUGGCACCUAUGGGCCAUGCAGUCGAACCUGUGGGACAGGAAUCUCUGUAAGAACCAGGAAGUGCAUCACCCAAAGGACGGAUGGAGGUCAUAAUUGUGUGGGAUCAUCCAAGUCAUACCGCAUCUGUAACUCACAGGAAUGUCCUAUAGGAUCCAGGGACUACCGAGAAGAACAGUGCGCAGAGUUUGACAGACUGGCAUUCCAGGGAAAAAGUCACUCAUGGGUGCCUUACCAUGGAGCUUCCAAUGUGUGCGAGCUGCACUGUGUCCCCAAAGGAGGAAACGUCUCCUACAGACAGAGGGCCGCCGUGGUAGACGGGACCCCCUGCCGUGAGGGACGCCGUGGCAUCUGUGUGGAUGGGGCAUGCAGGCCACUGAUCCACGGAGAGUUCCUGGGCUUGGACCAAGACGUGCAGCAGCCCGUUGCCUCCUCGGCGCGGGCCCCUGUGGCUCCUCAUCUAAGGGACACGCAAAUCUACGCCUACACCACCGGCGUGUACGGGGCAUGCUCAGUCAGCUGCGACGGAGGCAUGCAGUACCGCAGCGUGCAAUGCAUGCUCCAGGACCCGGUGUACCCGCGCACGGUGGACGAGACCGACUGCAUUGCCCGAUGCACCAGGAGCUGUGGUGGGGGCGUCAGAGACAGGCGGACGGGGUGCUAUGAUACAGACCUCAACCCCUAUCCAGAGCACAGGCCCCACCUCUCGGAGAGCUAUGAGAACAAGGAAGUGAACUCUCUGAAGGGCUGA
Molecule: messenger RNA, 1732 nt
Organism: Gadus morhua (Atlantic cod)
Lineage: Eukaryota; Metazoa; Chordata; Actinopteri; Gadiformes; Gadidae
Gene: paplnb
Product: papilin b, proteoglycan-like sulfated glycoprotein
Exons: 9
Coding region: 896-1732 (278 amino acids)
Biological process (GO): proteolysis; extracellular matrix organization
Cellular component (GO): extracellular matrix
Molecular function (GO): metalloendopeptidase activity
Source: RefSeq, a predicted model, not a curated record